Molecule: messenger RNA, 1083 nt
Organism: Ornithorhynchus anatinus (platypus)
Lineage: Eukaryota; Metazoa; Chordata; Mammalia; Monotremata; Ornithorhynchidae
Product: membrane-spanning 4-domains subfamily A member 4A-like
Exons: 7
Coding region: 192-872 (226 amino acids)
Cellular component (GO): membrane
Source: RefSeq, a predicted model, not a curated record
UCCAUCUGCCCCGAGACCAGAACAGAUUAGAGAAGGAGACAAACAGGGUGGGGGAAUCGACUGACCAAAGAGGAAGCCUUAGGAGGAACAGACAAACAGACGCACACAGAUUUUCAGAGCAGCUCUAGAGAGGAGAAGAGCUUGGGAGGCUAAGAGGGACUGACCAGCUGACAAGCAUCCGCCACAACAUCAUGAGAGCUCAAGAUGUACCACGGGUCCCGCCCGUGGCUUUUCCACGAACCGGCAUCGAUAUUUUCCAGUCCGGGCAGACUGUGCUCCCUGGAUCUGUCCCCCAGCCAAAUAGCACCCUGAAGAAAUUCCUCAAGGGAGAGCCGAAGAUCUUAGGGGCCAUUCAGAUCCUGAUUGCUCUGAUGAUCCUAGGAACUGGAGUCAUUUUGAUCUGUAUUAAUCAAACCCAAGUCUUCGGUUCUUUCCUUAUCCUUUACUCGGGCUAUCCAGUUUGGGGAACAUUGCUUUUCCUCAUUUCAGGAUCCCUCUCAAUUGCAGCUGAGAGGAAAACCACGAAAUGCCUGGUGCAAAACUGCCUGGUAAUGAACAUUAUCAGUUCCAUAGCUGCAGUUGCUGGGCUCAUCAUCAUCUCCUUCUACAUAGCCAUAGAUCAGCAACCGCGUUAUGUUUGUCACACGUCACCGAAGCACAUGUCCACCUCCUGCAAGGUGCUCUCCGAUAUUUCAUCUGGGGUUGCAGCUCUAGUGUUGAUUUUCAGUUUUCUGGAAUUUUGUAUUGCCCUGAGUCUCUCCAUCUUUGGAUGCAACGUGACUUGUUACGCCUCUGAUGACAUUUUGAUUUUUCUGCCGUCAAAACCCAUCGAGUCAGAAACAAUUCAGCCGGCAAACCUCAAUGAUGUUUAGAUGCCUCGCACUCCAAGUUAUGAAGAGUUUCCCGAAAAAAGAUUUUGUUAACAGCAUGUUCACAGUUAACAGAUUUUGUCAAGUAGGACUCGAGGAGCAGAGUGAACUACUGGUAAAAACACAGGCCAGGGAGUCAGAGGACCUGAGUUCUAAUCCCAGAUUUCCUAAUUGUCUGCUGUGGGACCUUGAGUGAGUCGCUUCACUUCUCUGU